AUGGAAGAGGAGGCUAUCUCUCAACUUACUUUCGAUUUCCUGGAAGACUGUGUUAAUAAAGGUGGUCUUUGUUAUGUGGAAGCUCGCUUCUCACCUCACUUACUGGCCGGUGACCGUCUUACUCCUGAGGAAACUCUGAAAACUGUUUUAAAUGCAGUAGAGCUAGGAAGUAAAACGUUUGACAUCCAUGCACAAAUCAUCCUUUGUAUGAUGCGGCAUAAGCCCGAAUGGUCCUCCGAGGUUGUCCAAUUUGCAGAACGAUAUCAGACUUUUGGGGUCUGUGCCGUUGACGUUGCGGGUGACGAUACACCCUGUGAUGGAACGAACACGGCCGAUGAAAUUAAAAUGGCAUUCAACGAGGCGUUCAAAUUGAACAUUCAUAGGGUCGCCCACGCGGGUGUAGACGGUGUUGCUGCUUCCGUGACAGAGGUCAUCAAGGAAAUGCACGCUGAGCGGAUAGGACACGGGUACCGUGUUCUGGAUGAUCCCAUUGUCUAUAAGAUGAUACGUGAGGAAAACGUUCACUUGGAGGUAAGUUCACUCUAA
This is a messenger RNA of Dibothriocephalus latus, 546 nucleotides long. NCBI's taxonomy places the organism in Eukaryota, Metazoa, Platyhelminthes, Cestoda, Diphyllobothriidea, Diphyllobothriidae. The record is from the annotation of a GenBank genome assembly.